AUGUCAGGACUAUCAAACACUCUAAAACGAGCAAGAACACCRUCGACCUGCACACUAUGUGCAAACCAUGGAAUUAGAUCACCUUCAAAAGGUCACAAGUAUGAGUGUGAAUUCAGCGAUUGUGAAUGCAAACUGUGCGUCAAUGGCCGAGAAAGACGCGAAAUUAUGAGAAAACAAGUGAAACUACGUAGGUAUCAAAAGAGGCUUUAYGACCGUCGGMCAYUGAUGGGAUCGAAAGACGGAGGAAUUCAAUGUGAUGCUUCUCAAAGAAUGGCUCCAAUAAAGAAUCAGCRUCCUCAACCUCAAGCACAUCAUAACAUUAGUCCAGGAUGUCCUUAUCCAACUUUACCACCACGCGUCAAUUUCCCUCAGAGGAACACCAAUCCACUUCCUUCACACUACUUAGACAUGUCUMCAGUACUACCAGGGAUUUCAACUUCACCGAAAAACAACAGCCCUGUACAUCGCAUUCGCCCUGUYAUCGCAGGAAGGCUCAGCGUUUCAGAUAACAGCGCUUUUGAUAGGAUUUUGCCGCAUGAGAAAUGCAAUUGGCGUGCGGUCAGCGAUUCUAAAGAAGCAGAUUUCGCAGUAGCAGCUCAUCUAAUAUAA
Exaiptasia diaphana is the source of this 609-nucleotide messenger RNA. Its product is annotated as doublesex- and mab-3-related transcription factor C2-like. Gene Ontology annotation, cellular component: nucleus. Gene Ontology annotation, biological process: regulation of transcription by RNA polymerase II; sex differentiation. The coding region runs from base 1 to 609 and encodes 202 amino acids. The record is from RefSeq and is a predicted model, not a curated record. Gene Ontology annotation, molecular function: DNA-binding transcription factor activity, RNA polymerase II-specific; RNA polymerase II cis-regulatory region sequence-specific DNA binding. The transcript has 2 exons. NCBI's taxonomy places the organism in Eukaryota, Metazoa, Cnidaria, Anthozoa, Actiniaria, Aiptasiidae.